GAUCAGAGCCUCCUAGCUACGUCUGCAGAGUGUUUUUGCGUCAAUAACUCCUAAAUGUUAGCGUGGUUUCUAGGUAGUACGUUCUGUAACAAGUCUUACUUUUGAGUGUUUUCUGUGCAGUUUGUAACAAACCUAUAUGCACGGUGCAUUCGGCAAGUGCCCUCUGCAUUUCCAUAGCAAAUCUCCAUGUAUAGGACCAGGCUUUCUAUACACAUGUAUACGGUGCAAUCUGCAGCAAGCCUUGUAUGUUUUCUCUACACUCAUCUGUAGCAGCCUUGUAUAUACUGUACAGUGUUUACUAAAUACAAGUGUAUACAACAGUGCACCCUGUGUAUAGUGGACUGCCUGCUACCCACAGUGCAUUGUGUAGCAAGCCUUGUAGAAUGCUUUCUAUAUACUUUCCACUCUAUAACCCCAUGCAUAGCAGAGUCACAAGACUGUAUAGUACAAUCGUGUAGCCAAUGGCUCACUGCAACCCCGAGUGAGCAUGACGCUAGCUGUACAGCCGACGGCUACCCCGCCCGCCGCUCUUUCUCUGCCGCUCAGCACCUCCCUGCACUCCAGGCCCCUGAAAGAAAUUGGCGGCGCCCAAUGAGAAGCAGCGGAGCGGCUGAGGAGGGGGCAGGGCUGGGUGAGAACUACUGGGCGGUGUUGCUGGGAGACCCCGGCGGGCCCGGCUGGGUCCCGCCCCUUGCACUGUCCGGCGUUUAUAUAUGUGCCGAGCACAGGGCUUGCAGAGUUCCAGCAGUCAGCUCGCUGCAGCAGUAGCCACCGCCUUCGCCGGGCACCCGCUAACCCACCCCUGCUGGGAAAGUGAUUGGACCAUUUCGGAUCUCAAGUAAUCAGCCCUUUCCUAUCUAGUCGUGGCUUUUCCAAAGCCUCCGAGGAAAGCGGGAUCUUUCGGUCCUUCCUGUAUUUCCGAUCACUACAGGAUCUCGAAAUGUCUACGACACUUUUAUCUGCCUUCUACGACAUCGACUUCUUGUGCAAGAGUGAAAAAGCACUGACCAACCUGAGCAGCAUGCUGGACAAGAAGGCGGUGGGGACCCCCGUGACCUCCCCCAGCUCCAGCUUCGCGCCGGGGUUUCUGCGAAGGCACUCGACCAGCAACCUGCAGGCUCUGGCCAACAGCUCCAAGUUCCCAGGCUCCUCGGGCUCCAGCUCGUCGUCCUCGUCCUCCUCUUCCUCGUUCGGCAGCCUGAAGGAGACGGGCACGGGCGGGGGGGGAGGCGGAGGGAGCAGCAGCCCCACCGCGCUGCUCAACAAGGAGAACAAGUUCCGGGACCGCUCGUUCAGCGAGAAUGGCGAGCGCAGCCAGCACCUGAUGCAGCAGCUGCAGCAGCAGGCGGGGAAGGGGGGCGGCGGGGCGCCCAUCAACUCCACGCGCUACAAGACGGAGCUGUGCCGGCCCUUCGAGGAGAGCGGCGCCUGCAAGUACGGCGAGAAGUGCCAGUUCGCGCACGGCUUCCACGAGCUGCGCAGCCUGACGCGCCACCCCAAGUACAAGACCGAGCUGUGCCGCACCUUCCACACCAUCGGCUUCUGCCCCUACGGCCCGCGCUGCCACUUCAUCCACAACGCGGACGAGCGCCGCCCCGCGCCCGGAGGGGGAACGGCCGCGCCCGCCGCCCCGCACCACCACCCCCACCCGCCGCCGCCUCACCCCGCCGGCAGCACCGGUGACCUGCGCGCCUUCGCCCCCCGGGACCCGCCGCUGGGGGGCGGCGGCGGGUUCGGGCCCCAGCGCGGCGCUGGUGAGCGGCCCAAGCUGCACCACAGCCUGAGCUUCUCCGGCUUCUCCGCCCACCACCAACACGGCUGCGGGCAGCAGCCCGGCGGGCGCCUGGAGGCGGCGCUGCUCGAGAGCCCCGGCGGGUCCCGCACCCCUCCGCCGCCCGCCUCCGCCUCCUACUGCGACGAGCUGCUCUCCCCGCCCUGCGCCAACAACGCCUUCGCCUUCUCGGGCCAGGAGCUGGGCAGCCUCAUCGCGCCGCUCGCCAUCCACAGCCCCAGCUUCGCCGCCAGCCCCGCUGCCGCCGCCGCCGCGGUAGCUGCCGCCGCCUUCUACCGCUGCCAGCAGCAGCAGCCGCCGCCGGGGGGGAGCUGUCCGCCGCCGCCCGCCUCGCCUCCCUUCAACUUCCAGCCCCUGCGCCGCCUAUCCGAGUCCCCCGUCUUCGACGCGCCGCCCAGCCCCCCGGACUCGCUCUCCGACCGGGAGAGCUACCUGAGCGGCUCCCUCAGCUCCGGCAGCCUGAGCGGCUCCGAGUCCCCCAGCCUGGACUCCGGCAGGCGCCUGCCCAUCUUCAGCCGCCUCUCCAUCUCCGACGACUAGGGGGAGCCGGGCCGCAGAGUGGGGAGCGGAGAAGAGGGGUGUGAACCCCGCGGAAGGGGGGAGGAUAAACCCCGGGAGCAGAGACCGCAGCCUUGAGAACUAGCCAAGCUCGCACAGUCCUUCGAUGAUCCUCUUGGGUUUGGUUUUGUUUAAUUGCUGAGCAAGUAAAUUAAAAAGCGAGAAGAGAAAAAAAACUUUUUAUAUCGAGAGAUGAACAAAAAAUAAAUUUGCAAAAGGGCAAAUGGCGACACGAACAGAACAAACCUAUUUUUAUAGAGAGACCUUGGAAGAAGGGGAUUUUUGUUUUUUGUUUGGAGACUAGUUAUAAUAUGCACCAGCAGCAGCAGCCAUUCCAUCUGUGUGGUUUUUUUUUUUUUUUUUUUUAAGCAUUAGAGGGGGAGGGGGGGAACCAAGACAAACCCACACCACCAGAAAGCAAGCAACAAACAAUCCAGAGAGGCAUGAACUCUGCAUUUCAAGCCUCUCCACAUUUUUAUAUUCAAAAAAGACAGAAUUUAAUAAGUAGUUUGUCUUUCAAGCCAAUUUCAAAUAAAGACCCACACCAGUACUAAACCUAUAAGCUUUUAAAAGAAAAAUCCAACAUCCUGCCAAGAAUAUGCCUUGAUAACAACCCUCUAGUUUUUUUUUAUAUAAUCUAUAUAUAUUAUAACAAAUGCUAAAACUUCCAUUCCAAAGUUUAAUGUUGGUUCCAUUGCCACCACUUAGUGGAUGUUUGGCUUAGAACAAUUUUUUGUUGUUGCUUUAUUUGGAAGCACUCAACUGAGUCUAGUUUGUAAUUGUUGGAGAAUAACUGCUGAUUCUUUUUUUUUUUUUUUUUUAAUUUUUUUUAGCUGUUUGAGUUGAUUGCAUGAGUCACUGCACACAACUCAAUAUGAAACUAUUUAACUUAUUUAUUAUCUUGUGAAAAGUAUACAUUGGUAAUUUGUUCAUACUGUAUUUAUCGGGUAUGAUGAAAAGCAAUAGAUAUAUAUUCUUUUAUUAUGUUUAAAUUAUGAUUGCCAUUAUUAAUCGGCGAAAUGUGGAGUGUGUUCUUUUCACAGUAAUAUAUGCCUUUUGUAACUUCACUUGGUUAUUUUAUUGUAAAUGAGUAAAAAUCUUAAUUUAAGAGAUUGUAUGUAAUAUUUAUUUCAUUAAUUUCUUUCCUUGUUUACGUAAAUUUAAAAGAUUGCAUGGUUUCUUUAUAGAAAUCGGUCUCUAUGCUGUGGAAGUAGUAUGAGGAAUUUCUGUGGGUUUUUUAGAAUGUAAAAUGGUUGUAGCCCGUCCACGUAAAAAACAAAACAAAAAAACCCCAACAAAACUACUUUGCAAUCAGACUUCAAAGUGGCAAACCUAAUUCAAAUGUGUUUAAAUUAACCAAAAAGUAUUUUUGUUGCCUAACUCCACCAAUCACACUGUGAUAUAGUCUCAAAGUAUGUAGCAAUAAUUGGGGGUCCCAGUGUUAUGUCUCACAGUGCCUUCUUAAGGGUCCAUGCUUGCCUUAAAUCUUCCUCAACCAAAUAAGUAUUUUUCUUAAUGCUUGAGAUAAUUUGAAUGUAGGGAUGAGUUUUAACUACAUGAAAAGUUUCACCACUUUUUUUUUUUUUUUUUUAUAAGCAAGGAGGCCACCUUUGGAUCUGAAACUUUAUGCAGUACAUGAACAUAUCUUGUUUAAUUAAAUUCCAAAACUUGUAAUUUUUUCCUUGUGUAGAAAGUCAGGAGUUUUCCAAAACUUUCCUGGACGGUGGAUGAAUGAGCAGUAGCUUUUAGUUUUGUUUGUACAUAGGUACAGAUCAAGCACUAUGUACUCUAUUUGGACUACUUUAACAGAAGUAUGUUUUGAAUGUAACUAAAGGAUAAGUCAACUUGAGUUGUAAUAUAUUUUCGGGAGUCAGUUCACUACAAAUUGAGUGUGAGACUGUAAACUUUGUACUGUAAAUGUUUUGUAGUUCUCCCAAUAAAAUUUUUGGAAAAAAAAAUCAAACUAUUAAA
This is a messenger RNA of Terrapene triunguis (Three-toed box turtle), 4321 nucleotides long. RefSeq names its product ZFP36 ring finger protein like 2 (gene ZFP36L2). Bases 941 to 2332 code for a protein of 463 amino acids. The record is from RefSeq and is a predicted model, not a curated record. Lineage: Eukaryota; Metazoa; Chordata; Testudines; Emydidae. Gene Ontology annotation, molecular function: mRNA binding; metal ion binding. The transcript is spliced from 2 exons.